This is a messenger RNA of Rubroshorea leprosula, 1363 nucleotides long. Lineage: Eukaryota; Viridiplantae; Streptophyta; Magnoliopsida; Malvales; Dipterocarpaceae. The record is from the annotation of a GenBank genome assembly.
CAGCGGGGAUAGCUCAGUUGGGAGAGCGUCAGACUGAAGAUCUGAAGGUCGCGUGUUCGAUCCACGCUCACCGCAUUCUUCUUUUAUUUCUUUUCACAAAGAACGCUGUUUGUCCAGACAAGAUAAUAUGUAUGGAUGGAUAGAAGGAUAUGGAGUUGGAGAUACUUUAAAUCCUUUGGAGUUUGGAGCCAUUUGAUUGGUUUAUUUUUCAACACAGUUCCCCACUUUGGCACUUUUCCCUUCCUCACCACCCAUCUUUUGAUUUUCUUUCAUUUUAUGAUAAAUAUAAAUGUAUGAACUCUCCUUUCCCUUCUUUCUACACACUUCUAGGCUUGCAAAUUGCAAUUUAUCACCUCUUUUGGAAGUCAAGUGAAGAGAUAAUUACCAAUGGCAUCAAUGGUUAGCUCCUCCAGCAGUGUUCUUAGGCCAACCCCAUUUCUAGGACAAAGUAGGGGAUCAAAUGCAAACCCUCUUAGGGAUGUUGUUGCCAUGGGCACUGGGAGAUUUACAAUGAAAAAUGAAUUGUGGUAUGGACCAGACAGAGUCAAGUACUUGGGACCCUUUUCAGCACAGACUCCAUCAUACCUAACUGGAGAAUUUCCAGGAGACUAUGGAUGGGACACUGCUGGACUAUCAGCAGAUCCUGAGGCCUUUGCAAGGAACAGGGCUCUUGAGGUGAUCCAUGGGAGAUGGGCAAUGCUUGGAGCACUAGGUUGCAUCACCCCAGAAGUCUUGGAGAAGUGGGUUAAGGUGGACUUCAAAGAACCAGUCUGGUUCAAGGCUGGUGCUCAAAUCUUCUCAGAAGGUGGCUUGGACUACCUGGGCAACCCCAAUCUUGUUCAUGCUCAAAGCAUUUUAGCAGUCCUGGGCUGUCAAGUCAUCCUCAUGGGGCUGGUUGAAGGUUUCCGGAUUAAUGGCCUUCCUGGAGUGGGAGAGGGAAAUGACCUGUACCCUGGUGGCCAAUACUUCGACCCUCUUGGCCUUGCCGAUGAUCCUGUUACAUUUGCUGAGCUCAAGGUGAAAGAGAUCAAGAACGGCCGGCUAGCCAUGUUCUCCAUGUUUGGAUUCUUUGUCCAAGCUAUUGUCACAGGAAAGGGUCCCUUGGAGAACCUCCUGGACCACCUCGACAACCCUGUUGCCAACAAUGCUUGGGUCUAUGCCACCAAGUUUGUGCCUGGAUCAUAAAUCCACCUCUUAAAUCUCUUUAUUGUAUUAGACUGAAAUCCAUUAAUUGAUGUGUAAAUGGUCCUAGCUGUUGCAGUUAGCAGAGUGGAGAAAUUUCAAUGAUGUUAUCUCUGAGAUCCAACAACUUGUGAUUUUGGUAGCAGUUCUGCUUCCAUAACAUUAAAUUGGUAUUUCUAAU